Exophiala dermatitidis NIH/UT8656 is the source of this 3253-nucleotide messenger RNA. RefSeq names its product two-component system, unclassified family, response regulator. The transcript has a single exon. The coding region runs from base 1096 to 2817 and encodes 573 amino acids. Gene Ontology annotation, molecular function: DNA-binding transcription factor activity; sequence-specific DNA binding. The record is from RefSeq and is a predicted model, not a curated record. Gene Ontology annotation, biological process: regulation of DNA-templated transcription. NCBI's taxonomy places the organism in Eukaryota, Fungi, Ascomycota, Eurotiomycetes, Chaetothyriales, Herpotrichiellaceae.
GUUUUAUAGAGCAUCCCUUGCCUGGAUCAUGAUUUUCGAGCGCCUCUUCGGUAUAAUAAGGUCCGACACAGAUCAGCAGACGCUUCAUGGGUGGUUGUAGUGUAAAACAAUCCUGUUUCCCUCCAGUUCAAGCUGCCCAGCUUAUUAUUAUCGUCCACCACUGGCCGUGGCACCUCUUCAAGUUCGGUAUAGACGGAGCAACUUUGAACCAAGCGACUCCUCUCGGUCGCCAAACCACCAUCUUCCCAGUCCACACGACCCCUGCAGUGCGUUCCCCCCCUUCUCAAUCCGGCGUUCCCGUCCUCCUCCGGCCGAACUGCUCUGCCACGACCCCCCCGAUUCGCAAGCCACACCUAACUCCUACUACGACUAGCACUCCUAGUAUCGUCUUGUAAUUCCCCUCGGGCGUUGACUGAUUCUCUCUUGAAGCCUCGACCGCAUGCUACUACCCCAGGUACCUCCUCCCUGUACUCGAUAGAACCGUCGCACCCCCCUGCCAACGACACUAUUGUAUCGCAGCGCCGUCAACUUGAAGACAUUAUUCAAUCAAUCCCUGCGCGCCAGCAUCCUCGUCCUCGUUCGUCCCGCGAAACGAAACGCCUCUGCCUCCUUUGCGCCAUCUCCUCCUUUUUCUUCUGGAACCCGCGCCCAGGCUAGAGCCGCGCCCUCCUCCAGACACCACCACCACCAUCACCACCAUCUUCGAUAGCUCGCCCACACCUCCCUCUGGCGCUCUCCCUCCACAGUUGGCAUCAGCACUUUCCGAUCCGAGAUCGACGAGACCACGUCAAGAGUGGUGUAUCGGCCGGGCAACACUUCGUGGUGCAUCCUCUCCGUCCCCGUCCCGAUCGCACCUGCGCCCGAGCAUUGGCAGUGGCAGUCUGGCUGUCAGCCCAGCAAGCCAACAAGCCAGCUUUGAGCGCAAAGCCAGUGGGAGUCGACUUGUAAUACCCUGCAAUCCUCUCCCAAUGUGUGGGCGCCUCCACUUACGGUGCGAAAGAUUGAUGCCGUGCAUGCCUUGGAAAUAGAAAAAAACAGGACCUCCGUCCAAGCACGCCAGAGUCCACGAACGAAAAUAGUUCUUAAAGGAGCAUCAUGAGUACCCUGCUUCAGUCGACCCUGAGAAAUCCUUUUAGCUCUACCGUCGAACAUUCACCCAGACCCAGAUCAAUGGCCAUACUACCCCAAAACAACGAAACCUCGCCCAAGUCGACCGAAGAAGAUUCGGUGCAGACCACCUCUCCCGGUCCUCCAAGCAUGCGCCCUCCUGCUCAAGGGAGUCCAGAAACCGACCAGCCACAAAGCAGCAACGCAAAUGGCACCAAGGACCCCAGUCCCGCGAACAACACCGGCACCGGAGCGGCCGGUGCGUCUCAGGCGCCGAACAAAGUCGUGCAAACGGCUUUCAUUCACAAGCUAUACAGCAUGUUGGAAGACCGCAGCAUUUCGCAUUUGAUCUCAUGGUCCAGUAGUAAUGAGAGCUUCGUCAUGUCGCCCUCGAACGAGUUCUCCAAAGUGCUGGCUCAUUACUUCAAGCACACCAACAUUUCAUCCUUUGUUCGACAACUCAACAUGUACGGAUUCCACAAGGUCAGCGACGUUUUCCACACCGGGUCCUCCGAGUCCGCUCUCUGGGAAUUCAAACAUGGGAACGGGAACUUUAGGAAAGGUGACCUGAUGGGCUUGAGAGAGAUCAAAAGGCGGGCGUCACGGCACACAUUGAUACACCGAGAUUCUUUCUCUAACGCGAAGCCCAAUGCCUCCCAGCCAGGAACGCCUGCCGAGGUGAUGCCAGACACCGACCAGCGUUUGGCGGCUCUCGAACAGGCUUUCUACGACGCCCAUACCCGGUUGCAAAGAACAGAAGAAAACUACGCCUCGAUGAGCGCCAGAUGUCAGGCUCUGACCGAGAGUCUUGUCCGCUGUCAUCAAUGGAUACAUGGCGUUACCGGAGCAAUCCAAAACAUGUCUUCGCCGGAAUCUGCCUUGUACGCAGACAUUACAAACAUGCAGAAAGAGAUCGCGCGACAGCUCGAGUUUGUCCGUGGUUUGGAGACGCCGCAGGACCCCAGACAGCCAUACUAUUCCAGCGGCGGUGCUGCUCUAGAACCCCCGGUUUCGCCACGGGGAUACAACUACCCAGACAGCCGACGGUCAUCCAUUCAGGUAGAACCCCAACACGUGGGAUUGCGACCCCCGGUGCCGGCGAUUCCGCCACACUUCUCUUCGUCGCCUCGGCGGUUUGGCUCGAUGAGUGGUCCUCAAGCAUCGCCGGGCUUCAGUCGCCCGGCGCUUCCACAGCAGCACCCUCCACAGAAUGCACAUCCUCUGUCAGCAGUUGCUACUCCACCACCUCUGAGUUUGACUCGUCGGCAUACGUCUGCCGAUAUCCGGGAGCAUGGGUGGCCACCAACCAACACUAACGGGUCCCCGCACGCAUCAGGGCAGUCGUCUGCGCACUGGCAACCUUCGUCGCCGCAACAGCCACCGCACUCUGGCGGCGGCGACCAAGCGAUCCGGGACCAAUUGGCUCAGUACGAAAUCAACGGCCCGAGGCGACAGACACUCAGCGCCAGCCAGCCGACACCGCCCCUCAGUGCUGACGCUCCUCCGGCAGGGUUAGGGGUUGACAAUGUCUCCUGGACGUUGGGCGGGAGUAAAUUCCCUCGGCCGAACUUCGAGUUGCAUUCUGCGCCGGCCACUCGAAGGGGAAGCAUGGCGACGCUGCAUUCACUGCUGAAUCCCGCCGAGACGGCCGAGGAGGAGAAUGAAGAUGACGGUCCCAACGAGGAUCGCAAACGGAAACGACUGCAAUGAAGAAAGUUGCGCCCAGUAUAAACUUGUUACAUUUUUGACAGAACAGAAAGCCACAGUGGAUUACCUUAGAUAAUGAGACCAGAAAAGCAGGCGUUUGAACAUAUUUCUUUAGCAUGACCCUCGAAAGCACUGCUUGCGGGAGAUGGGUGUCGAAACCUCCUAAUUGACCAAUUUCAGGCGUUUGAAGAGUAAUAUAGGCUCAUGGGAGGCCCUGCGCUGGUCAGGGCCUCUGAUCCAUUUUUGAAAGACCACGAGAUGCGUAUGUACAUCAGAGCCUCAGGCGUACUGCUACAGCAGCCUACCAUAGAGACACUUUGUACUUGUGUUCAGAGCGCGGCGCGGCGUCUUUGCUCUGGGCUGUUCGCCUACCUGAUCCUACACAGAAUCUACUGUAGACCGAGAUGGCGGCCGGAAUGCUGAAGAUCUUGUUUCUCCA